Messenger RNA from Pyricularia oryzae 70-15, 605 nucleotides. RefSeq lists its product as uncharacterized. The transcript is spliced from 2 exons. Bases 155 to 442 code for a protein of 95 amino acids. Lineage: Eukaryota; Fungi; Ascomycota; Sordariomycetes; Magnaporthales; Pyriculariaceae. The record is from RefSeq and is a predicted model, not a curated record.
GUGAAGAAAAGCACUUUGAUGAACUGAUCACAACUGCCAUGUUUUAUACCAGAACUGGACAACGCAUAAAGGAACGAACAGCUUGAGGGAUAUAUGAUUUUACCACCCUAUCACAAAUAAUCCAUCUCUCAAAAACCCGAACAUCUGAAUCAAUAUGGGCGGCGAUAGGAUCCCACCUCUAAGCACUCUCGACCGACCCGAGAACUACAAAGACCUGCUCAAAGACGAGGCUGAUGACUGUCUGGGCUGCAGAAUAAUAGGGAGCGGUGCAUUUGUCGGCCUUGGUGCGUACAGCUACUUUUCGGGCAUGGCGCAGCUAGAGAAGCAGAAAGCUCUGAUAUUGAAGAGCAAAUCUCCAUUCGGAAUGGGCAGUCGCAAGUUUGGAAUCACCGGUCUGUCUCUGACACUGGUAUAUAUGGGUAUCUGGAGAUGGACGCACUGAGAAAGGGAAGGUUCAUGGCUUGUUUUGUUUGUUCGUUGAGGAUCAAGCGACAUGCAAGAAAAGGGUGACAAAAUGCUUAACGAUCCCACCUCAACUUUGUACGAUAUUGUCUAUAUGAUAAUCUCUCCAAUGAGUGAACGCAUCAUGUGUAUCAAUUACCAAG